AUGGUGGCCAUGUCAACGCUUGCCGCUGGAUCGUUGCCGGGAACUGUGGUCCCCAAUGGUCUUUUAACAAGGAGGUUUCAAGGUUCACAAUUUCAGAAAACUCAAGUUAACCGCAUCUCAUUUGAACGGGAAGUUUCUACUAAAGCAACACUGAGGAGUGUAAAAUGCAGUGCUCAAACCCAAAGUGUUCAGCGCAAAUCUUCAACCGCGACUGUCAAACGAUCUGACCCCAAAGGAAAGGUUCAAGGACCUAAGUUGGACGAUGGAAGCGGUGGGUUCCCUCCGUUCCGUUUCGGCAAAGGAGGCGGCGGAGGUGGAGGCGGUGGGGGUGGUAACAGCUACUUUGGCGGGUUCCUCCUCUUCACUAUCGUGCUGCUCCUGGACUACCUCAAGGAGUUUGAGAAGUACCUGCUCGCUCGAAAGCAUCGUGCCGGAGACGACGAUGACGCGGGCUACGACACGAGCGGUGGGAUGCUAGGACAAUCACCAUGA
This is a messenger RNA of Triticum turgidum subsp. durum (durum wheat), 492 nucleotides long. The record is from the annotation of a GenBank genome assembly. Lineage: Eukaryota; Viridiplantae; Streptophyta; Magnoliopsida; Poales; Poaceae.